UGAAUGGGGCACAGUAACAAUGUCACAGAAUUUGUCCUCCUGGGCCUCACUCAGGAUCCCAGUGCACAAAAAGCAUUAUUUGUCAUGUUUUUAAUCAUCUACAUUGCAACAAUGCUGGGCAACCUGCUCAUCAUGGUGACUGUCCUUGCCAGCCCUUCCUUGGGCUCCCCAAUGUACUUCUUCCUUACAUAUCUGUCACUCAUAGAUGCUGUUUAUUCCACUGUCUACUCACCCAAGUUGCUGAUGGACCUGCUCAGCGAUAAGAAGACCAUUUCCUUCUCAGCCUGCAUGAUCCAGCUCUUUAUAGAGCACCUAUUUGCUGCUGCUGAGGUCUUCCUUCUGGUGGCAAUGGCCUAUGACCGCUAUGUGGCCAUCUGUAAGCCUCUGCAUUAUUUGACCAUCAUGAACCGACGUGUUUGCAUCCUUUUCUUGAUAGUGUCUUGGGCUGGAGGUUUUGUACACUCUGUGAUUCAACUUGUGUUUGUGUAUAAUCUCCCCUUCUGUGGCCCCAAUGUCAUGGAUCAUUUCAUGUGUGACAUGUACCCAUUGCUGGAGCUUGCAUGCACUGACACCUACCUAAUUGGCCUCACGGUGGUGGCCAAUGGUGGAGUUAUCUGUACAGUGAUCUUCAUCAUUCUCCUCAUCUCCUAUGGAAUCAUCCUAAAUGCUCUUAAAACUCAUGGUCAGGGAGGGAGGCGCAAGGCCCUUUCUACCUGUGGCUCACAUAUCACCGUGGUUGUCCUCUUUUUUGUUCCCUGUAUUUUUGUUUAUGUUAGACCUGUUUCUACCUUUCCUGCUGACAAAUAUAUCAGUGUGGUUUUUACAGUUAUUACUCCUAUGCUGAAUCCUUUAAUAUACACCCUGAGAAAUUCAGAAAUGAAAAAUGCUAUGAAAAAUCUCUGGUAUCGGAAGUAA
Molecule: messenger RNA, 915 nt
Organism: Heterocephalus glaber (naked mole-rat)
Lineage: Eukaryota; Metazoa; Chordata; Mammalia; Rodentia; Bathyergidae
Product: olfactory receptor 4A16
Biological process (GO): G protein-coupled receptor signaling pathway
Cellular component (GO): membrane
Molecular function (GO): olfactory receptor activity; G protein-coupled receptor activity
Source: RefSeq, a predicted model, not a curated record